Molecule: messenger RNA, 4564 nt
Organism: Frankliniella occidentalis (western flower thrips)
Lineage: Eukaryota; Metazoa; Arthropoda; Insecta; Thysanoptera; Thripidae
Gene: Wdr33
Exons: 16
Coding region: 270-3872 (1200 amino acids)
Cellular component (GO): mRNA cleavage and polyadenylation specificity factor complex
Molecular function (GO): protein binding
Source: RefSeq, a predicted model, not a curated record
ACAACGCACCUUCCACUGCUGAUACGAUGUUUGGAUGUUUGGUUGGUGAUGAUGGUGGAAUGGGAACAAGGGUUAAAGCAUGUUAAAAAAUUGCCCUUGAAAUAAAACCGCUGUUGAUUAUGAACGAUCACACAUUUUUACAAUUGAAAUGUUUAGUUGUAAAAGUAGAUUGAUGAGAUGGAGUGACAUGUCUUCUCUCACAAUGAUGCCAUGUGGCACAUUAAACUGAACAGUUACCUUUAAUAAGUACAAUUAAUAGAGUAUUAAAAAUGAUGGAAACAGCUCACUUUACCUCACCACCACCAAACAUGGGGUUGCCUCCUCCAAUGGGUGGAGGCGGAGGUGGUGGUCCGCCAAUGAUAUCAUUACCUCCACCAAACAUGGCUGUACCUCCUCCUAAUAUGCCUGGUCACCCUUCACACCAUUUCAAUCGUUACAACAGUGGAGGCCCACCUGCUGGCAUUCCUCAACAUGGCCCACGAGGUCAUCAACAAUUCUUCCAGCCUUUCCGACCAUAUCCAAGACCCACUUUAGACCCAGAGUUUGAUGGUAAAAGGCUCCGUAAGUCUGUCAUGAGGAAGACUGUAGAUUACAAUUCUGCUAUUAUUAAAUUAAUUGAGGCAAGAGUUUGGCAACGUGACUUUAGGGACAGAAGGGCUCUUCAACCCGAUGUGUUAUAUUAUCCUGACCUAUUACCACCCCGUAGUUAUGAGGACAACCCUAUGAAUGCUGUCACAACGAGAUUUGUGAAAACAGCUACCAACAAAAUGCGAUGUCCUGUGUUUUGUAUGGCAUGGACUCCAGAAGGGAGAAGACUAGUCACUGGUGCCUCAAGUGGAGAAUUCACUCUAUGGAAUGGGCUUACUUUUAAUUUUGAAACCAUCCUUCAGGCUCAUGACUCUCCCGUAAGAACAAUGGUGUGGUCUCAUAAUGAGCAGUGGAUGGUCACAGCGGAUCAUGCUGGUUAUGUCAAGUACUGGCAGUCCAACAUGAACAAUGUCAAGAUGUUCCAAGGGCAUAAGGAGGCUGUUCGUGGCAUAAGCUUCAGCCCAUCUGAUUCCAAGUUUGCUACAUGUUCAGAUGAUGGCACUAUUCGUGUGUGGGACUUCUUACGUUGUCAUGAAGAAAGAAUUUUACGUGGUCAUGGAGCUGAUGUUAAGUGUGUCGAUUGGCAUCCUCAGAAAGGCCUUAUAGUUUCUGGUAGCAAAGAUAAUCAGCAGCCUGUGAAAUUAUGGGAUCCCAAAACUGGCCAGUCCCUAGCCACUUUACACGCCCACAAAAGUACUGUUAUGGAUGUGAAGUGGAAUAGCAAUGGUAACUGGUUAGUUACUGCAUCAAGAGACCAUUUGUUAAAAUUAUUUGACAUCAGAAAUUUAGGGCAAGAGCUACAAACAUUCCGAGGACAUAAAAAGGAAUCCAGCAGUGUUGCGUGGCACCCAUAUCAUGAAGGCUUGUUUGCUAGUGGUGGUUCUGAUGGUGCUAUAUUGUUUUGGCAUGUUGGAGCGGAUAAAGAAGUUGGAGCCAUUGAACAAGCUCAUGACAGUAUAGUUUGGACACUGGCAUGGCACCCUCUGGGACAUAUUCUUUGUUCAGGCUCCAAUGACCACACCAGUAAAUUUUGGACUCGCAAUCGUCCAGGUGAUCAAAUGCGUGAUAAAUAUAAUCUAAACAAUAUGCCAGCUGGCUCUGGUGGUCUUGAAGAAAUGGAGCACGAUGAUUCUGCUGUUAUUCCUGGAAUGGGUCCAGAAGAUAAAGUGGACAACACCCAUGAUUCUCAUGAAUUAUCUGUGACGUCAUCUAGUAUUGAUGGAGGAGCUAUUCCUGGUCUUGACUUUGAUAUGGAUGACAAAAACUGUAAACAGCCACUUAUAAAGAAGGGUUACUCCGGAAUGCGAUGGAAUCCAGCUGCCAACAACACCAGACGUCCAAAGGUUCCCUAUUCAAAACCUAUUCCUAGAAACUUUCAAGCACAAUGGAAUGACACAGCUCGCCCUAAUAUGGAUGAUGAAAAUGGAGAUGAUGAUUUUAAUGGUGAAAACCGAGAAGCUGAUCAAGAUGCUAUUGCUAAGAUGAUCCAGCAAAUUGUUGAAAAAGUACCAGGGGUAGUUCCAGUUACAGAAUUAGAACCAACUGCCCUGUUUAUGUAUGGAAAAGUAUUACCAGUUACACCGGAUUCAGUCCUAGCUCGUACCAUAAAUAAUGGGGCUGAUGCAAUCUAUCGGCUCAUUAAUAGUGGUGCUGUGGAGGACUUGGUGAAUGAUAUCGCUCAUGAUGAGACAACUCAAUAUUUCCAUGAAGAUCCUUCAGUUGACCAUGAGCUAAGAUCUAUAAAAGCCUAUGAAUUACCCCGCAGACCUCCUCUUUUAUCCACUCCCAACAUACCCCCACAAAAAUUGCCCGACAGGAGAGGACGUGGUCGGAGAGACAGGGACCGAGGACGGCCCCGGGAUCACGAUGACGGGGAGGAGGAUUAUCGUGAUGGUCAGGACUAUGAUGACCAGGAAGAUGAUUACUAUGACGGUUAUGAAGAAGAUGACUCAGAUGCAAUUCAUCAGAGGUUUAUGAGUGAAGAGGAGGAAAUUUACAACCACAUGCUUGAGCAGGAAUCAAAUCAGGCUUAUGGAGAUCCAGAUUUAAGGAUGGUUGGAGGCCGAGAGACGAGGGACCAGGAUUUGAGAGGUAAAGGGAACGGUGAUCAAGACCUUCGUCAGGCUACGCCUGGCCCAAGCUUAUUGGGCAUACCUGGCGUUGCGCCGGGCGUGCUGGGCAGGAGUCCUUCUUCAGCGCCGUUUAUGAAGGAUCACGAUUUACGACGGCCGGGGCCGUUACUUGCGGACCGGGAUCCACGAGACCCCCGAGACCCACGUGACCCUCGCGACCCUCGCGACCCUCGCGAUUCGCGAGAUCCCCGCGAGUCUCGAGACCCCCGCGAGUCGCGAGACCCCCGUGACCCCAGACAGCAGCACAGCGCUGGCGCGGCUGCACUGGCAGGGGGCGCGGGCGAGGACAAUAUGGGCGAGGACCGCGACUACCGGCGGUCAGGGAGGCCGCCCCUGCUUGCCCACGGCCACGGUGCCAAGGGGCCGCAGGGUGGGCUGCUCGGCAACUUCCCCAACCAGAACGCUGGCCCGUUCGGCGCGGGUAAGGACGGCGACUACCGGCAGGGGGGCAGCGAGGACAGCGGCAGGCCGUCCGGUCCUAGCCGAGGCUACCGGAGCAAAGACGACUACGAGGAGGGCGAGGCUAUGGACGACCAGGACGAGGAGUCUCACUAUGGCCGCCCUGGUUCUGGACCCAGCCGCGGAGGCUUCGGCGGGGGCGGGGGCCACCGCUGGGGAGGACCUGGUGCGUCCGAGGCCGGCGAGGAGGACUUCGACGACUCUGGCUCCGGACCGAGUCCCGGCCGGUGGGGUGGCAGGGGCCGGGGGAUGCCUGCGCGUGGCAUGCGUGGUGGCGGCUGGGACAGCAAGCGGCCGCCGCACACUGCCUCGCCCGGCGGCCCAGGCGGUCCCGGGUCAGGACCUCCCCCUCGGGGUGGCCUCCUGGAGACGCCCAAGGGAGGCCUGCUGGCCACGCCGGCCAUGCCGCCCAUGCAGGACGACGACUUCCACGGACACCACGGUGGCAAGCGGCGCCACUGGGACGAGGAGGGUGACGGACAUGACGAAGGAGAGGACGGCGAGGGAGGCGGUGGGCACCGAGGUGGUUACCGGGGCCGCGGCCGGGGUGGCGGCGGCUGGGGAGGUGGCUACUCGUCCUCGCCCAGAGGGUCCUGGGGCUCCGGCUCUGGGGGGCCCAUGCGCGGCCGCGGCCGGGGCGGCAGGCCCGGCGGACCGCCCAGGGGCGGCAGAAGAGGGCGCGGCAGGAACUAACCAGACUGCAGCCUCUGCUCCAUUCCCAGAUCGACUGUUCUUCGAUCAUCACCAACAAUUCUUCCUACACCUGCAUUUGAUUCGCACUAAGGCGCUUCGAACCCAUUCCAGUCGUGAUACUGGUCAGUGCUCAGUGACGAUUGUGUGAUUUUAUUUAAAAGAAAAAAUAAUAGCCCAGCACCGUUUGUGUCAGGGUGACGUGAAAUCAUUUUUUUUUUCUGUUUCUCAUGGUGGCUUUUAAUCUGUGGACAUAUAUAAUGUGCAAUCAAGAUAUGGGGGAAUCACCAAAAGUUCAGCUAACUUGUGUAGUUUUAGUUCAAUUAAAAAGAAACUGUAUCGUAUUUGUGAAAUAAGUGUUACAAAAGAGAGAGGAAGUGAAAACUAAUUGUUAUUUUGUCAGGGUUUGGCUUUAUUUUUCUAGCCAUUUGCCCACUUUUGUGACUGUUUUCUCUUUCUAUGUCCUAUAAGAAUUAAUUUUACUAUUUGCAAUUAUGUGAUUGGGUAAUUCACUGAAGAUGAGUGUGCUAUUCUUUUGAGGUAUUGUAAAUGCUCAACAGAAUCAAACCUGUUUGUUGGCAUACGAUAGAUGCAUGUGUACAUGAAAUUGAGGCGUCUUUGUUCCGUUAUCGUUAAAUGUCCUUCAUUCAGAGACAUUAAAGUCAAAGUGGAUAAGAAAAGAAAACAUACGAAAA